Molecule: messenger RNA, 1952 nt
Organism: Malaclemys terrapin pileata
Lineage: Eukaryota; Metazoa; Chordata; Testudines; Emydidae
Product: histone-lysine N-methyltransferase PRDM9-like
Exons: 7
Coding region: 1-1692 (563 amino acids)
Biological process (GO): regulation of DNA-templated transcription; positive regulation of reciprocal meiotic recombination
Cellular component (GO): nucleus
Molecular function (GO): histone H3K4 methyltransferase activity; histone H3K36 methyltransferase activity; recombination hotspot binding
Source: RefSeq, a predicted model, not a curated record
AUGUCUGACCUGGCGAAGAAUGAAAAGACAGUGCUGGAGAAGGCCUCUGAGAAUCAGACAGACACUGAGAAAUUGGACAAAAAUUCCGAUGUAGGCACCAGAAUCCCUGUCACUAAUGUUGUUGAUCUGAAAACUGAUCUACCCAGGUUAGCAGUUUCUAAAACCCAGGGGCAGAGCACCCAAGUUAACACAUACAGCUUACGAAAGAGAGAGAAAAAAGUGUACGUUGAAAUAAAUGAACCACAAGAUGAUGAUUAUUUAUUUUGUGAGAUUUGCCUGAUAUUCUUCAUUGAUGAGUGUUCGGUUCAUGGCCCUCCAGUUUUCAUCAAAGACCCAAUAGUAGAAACAGGACAAGAAAGGAGAGCAGCUCUCACUUUGCCCCCGGGGAUGCGAAUUGGGCUUUCGAGUAUCCCACAGGCGGGGCUUGGAGUCUGGAAUGAGGCAGACACCCUGCCGAUCGGAGUUCAUUUUGGCCCAUACGAUGGAAGGAUAACCGAGGAUGAGGAAGCAGCCCACAAUGGUUAUUCUUGGCUGAUCACCAAGGGAAGAAACUGGUAUGUAUACAUUGAUGGAAAGGAUGAAACUAAUGCCAACUGGAUGAGGUAUGUUAACUGCGCUAGGGAUGAGGAAGAGCAGAACCUUGUCGCUUUCCAGUAUCAUGGGAAAAUCUACUAUAGAGUGUGCAGGCCCAUCCUGCCGCAUAGUGAGCUUCUGGUCUGGUACGGGGAUGAAUAUGGCAAGGAGCUGGGCAUCAAGUGGGGCACGAGAUGGAAAAGCACAGCUCCACCCAAAGUGCGUGGGCAGGAUCUACACUGCUAUCCAUGCCCUUGCUGCAGGCUGGCUUUCAGCAGCAAAGAUUACCUCAGACAACACUUGAAGUAUAAGCACCUGCCUACCGAAUUGCAGACUGAAGAAGACGAAGGUGCUCUGGGAGGGGAAUCUUGCCCUAAAACCAGAGGUCUUUCCUUCCCGGGGGAUCCACCAUCACAGCAGCUGCCACCAAACCCCAGCUCCCUCUGCAAAGACACAUGGGGAAAGAAACCACAUUUGCAAGGGCAGAGGGAAGGUGUGGGAGGUAGAGAGGCGUUUGGCUUACUGUCAAACCUGCCUCCACAGCAGUGGAGAGACACAACAGGGGAGCCACAUGCACAGAGCGAAACAGGGGAGGAGGGAAGGGGCGGUCGCAGACAGAAGUGGUAUUCCUGCGGCGAGUGUGGGCAGAACUUCCACAGGCCAUCACACCUAGUUAGACAUCAGCAGAGCCACACAGGAGAGAAGUCCUAUCCUUGUGGUGAGUGUGGGAGGAGGUUCAGCCAGUCAUCAGACCUCACCAGACACCAGCGCACCCACACGGGAGAGAGGCCCUUCCAGUGCCUGGAGUGUGGGAGGAGGUUCAGCCGGUCAUCCAGCCUCGCCACCCACCAGCGCAUCCACACGGGAGAGAGGCCCUUCCAGUGCCUGGAGUGUGGGAGGAGGUUCAGCCAGUCAUCCAGCCUCGCCACCCACCAGCGCACCCACACGGGAGAGAGGCCCUUCCAGUGCCUGGAGUGUGGGAGGAGGUUCAGCCGGUCAUCCAGCCUCGCCACCCACCAGCGCACCCACACGGGAGAGAGGCCCUUCCAGUGCCUGGAGUGUGGGAGGAGUUUCAGGCAGCCAUCAAACCUGACCUGCCACCAACGGACUCACGCCUAGAGGGGAAACAACUGUCAGAGCUGGCAGCUGACUGACAUGAGGGCUCUGUGUCAAUCCUGUGGGAUUCUGGGUAAAGCAGGGAGCUGUAGUGAUAGACUCCUUAACCUUCUUGGCGGGCUUUUGGUUUGCUCCUCUGCUUCAUACUGACUGCGGUGGUCAGUGUAACCCCCUUCACCUUUCCGCUCCUGGGCUGAGUGGAGAGCAGCGUCCUUCAAGCUGGGCUUUUGCUGUCCUGAGGAGCCUGCUGCGUCUGCCUCUCC